This is a messenger RNA of Haliotis rufescens (red abalone), 1691 nucleotides long. Its product is annotated as sialate O-acetylesterase-like. Gene Ontology annotation, biological process: carbohydrate metabolic process. The coding region runs from base 70 to 1674 and encodes 534 amino acids. Gene Ontology annotation, molecular function: sialate O-acetylesterase activity. NCBI's taxonomy places the organism in Eukaryota, Metazoa, Mollusca, Gastropoda, Lepetellida, Haliotidae. The record is from RefSeq and is a predicted model, not a curated record. The transcript has 8 exons.
UAGAGGUAGAUAGUGUCCUAAAUAUAUAUACUGUGCAAUCAUUAGUCUUUACUCAAACAUUCCGGCAAAAUGGGACCAACUGCCUGCGCAGUUCUCCUGAUUACCCUUGAGGUGGCCUUACUUACUGCAGGAGAAGAGGCCUUAAAAGCAAAAUCAUUCGCCUUUGCUAGUUACUAUGGAGACCACAUGGUUCUUCAACAAGCGCCUAGGAAAGCUGCAAUCUGGGGAUAUGCUGCAAAACCAGGGGAGACAAUCACAUUGAGCAUUAGUGGUAAAGGGGAGGUGAACACAACAUCCUUUAAUGGACCUAUGGCAACAACCCCUGUGUGGUCAGUUCAACUUCCUGCAAUCGCUGCUGGUGGGCCUUACAACAUUACAGCGACAUCUAGCGAGGGCAGCAUUGGCUUAACUGAUGUGUUAUUUGGUGACGUCUGGAUAUGUUCCGGUCAGAGCAACAUGCAGUUUACACUUUCGAUGGCUUUAAAUGCAACGGAAGAGAUGGCAGAUGUCCCCAACUAUCCCAACAUCCGGGUGUUUACAGUUGCCUUGGGAGGGUCUCCGGUCGAAGAAUAUGAUCUGCUGAAUAUCAGCCAGCAUUGGUCUGUUCCAAGUGCAGGUACUAUAGGCGGUCCGAAUUGGUCGUACUUUUCGGGAGUCUGCUGGUUAUAUGGCAAGUACCUGUCUUCACAUCUCAAAAACCCCAUCGGCCUCAUAGCAUCAUCAUACGGAGGAACCCGAGUAGAGGCGUGGUCAGCUCCCAAUGUUCUCAAGAAAUGUGGUGUAAGCGAUGUGUCUGGUGUGAACCCGAACUCUGCUUCUGUUCUGUGGAAUGCCAUGAUGCGACCCUUCCUCAACAUGACCAUAUACGGAGCCAUCUGGUAUCAAGGUGAAGCCAAUGCCGGAUCUCCAACUAUGAACCAGUACAACUGUACAUUCCCAGCCAUGAUAGAGGACUGGAGAGACAAGUUCCAUCAAGGAUCAGGAGGACAAACUGACCCAGUCUUUCCUUUUGGAUUUGUACAGCUUGCCCCAUACAGAAACAAUGACACCAUUACAACCGGCUUCACAGACAUUCGGUGGCACCAGACAGCUGACUAUGGCUACGUCCCUAACGACAGGAUGAAGAAUACCUUCAUGGCGGUGGCCAUGGACCUGCCGGACUUUACCUCUCCAUACACAGGUAUCCACCCCCGGGACAAGCAGGAUGUGUCUAUGCGUCUGUGCACAGCUGGACUUGCUGUGGCCUACAACCAAAUUGAGUACUCUAAAUUCAACGGCCCCAUUCCUUCUUUGUUCACAAUCUGGGUAGCUGACAGCACUAUACAGAUAGACUAUGAUAACAAACAAACUGUUCUGGACAUCAGAUCAACAACAGGAUUUGAGGUAUCAUGCAUUACCUUGGACAAAAGGUCUGCUCUCGUUGAAGUCUCGGAAAACAUUACGUGGUUCCCUCUUCUAAUGGCGUCACAUGACGACACGUCAGUGACCUUCAACUACAGCCAAAUAUGUCUACAGCCUAAAGACAUGAUGGUGUCUGCACUACGUUACGCCUGGAGAGAGUCGCCCUGUCCCCUUAAACAGUGUGCAGUCUACAACAAGGAAAGUGGCUACCCGGCGCCACCUUUCGUCAAAUAUAUCCUUGAAGAUAAAUCUAAUGUCAAAAUAGUGAAAUAAACCGUGUCAGAACACUU